AAUCUGGUCAAAGAAGAUUCAAACAUGGCAACAGGAAACAACACCAGCUGAAGCAAAACAUAUCCAAAACCAGCAAAGCUCCAGAGUGGUAAAUAAGGACUGAACUGUCUCAAAAUUGUGUGAACUGCUGAGGCUGAGUUGAUUUGACUUGGAGGAACAGAACCAGGCCUUCGGGAGCUUCAUGAAGAACCAUAUGAGGUGGUGAUCAUAUUCAGCUGCUAGAGACAAACUCAAAGCAGUGGAAAGCGUCAGCUGAGGACACAGCAGCAGUCAACAUGAUUGACCUGAGUUUUCUGACAGAGGAGGAGCAGGAGACCAUCCUGGCUGUGUUGAAAAGGGAUGCUGAGCUGAAGAAGGCUGAGGAGCAACGUGUCCAGAACCUACAGAAGACUGUUAGUGACAGGGGCCAGCUGAGGUACCUGACUGGAGAAUGGUUCUAUGAGACCAAACAGCUUCGCCAUCAGGAUCGCAUCCAUGGCUCUGACAUCAUCAGGGCCUCCAUGAGACACACACAUAAACCACUAACUAUAUUGGAGCUCUCGCAGAUCCUCCCUGAGAAGUCCAGUUUUGUCAGCAGUGAAAAUAAGGAAGUGUUUGUCCCACCUGUUCUCUGUGGACUUCUUCAGGAGCCUCACCUGCAGCUCAGCAAUGAAAGGUAUCAGAAACAGAACCCCGAUGACACACCACAAGACACACCUAAACCAGUUUUGCAGUCACCCACAAAGAAGAGAAAGAAUCCUUUCAAUAUCAAGCUCGAGGACAGACAGUUACUGGAUAGAGCAGUGGAUCAAACCCAGACACCAAAUGAGGGUUAUGAUGAUUGUUCUAGUCCCGUCAUGUCAGCUCUGAAACGAUUAUCUUCGAGGAGUAUAUCUUCAUUCAAAAGUCUGGAAAACCUCACCUCACAAUCAAUUUCUCCUCUUCCACCAUCAGCCUCCACUCUCUUCAACUCAGAGCCAAUAAAAAGCAGUGUGUCGGUGCCUGUUCUACAGCAGGACGAGACAGACAGUGACAGCACUUUUGAGACUAACUUGGGCUGGAGGAGAAACACAGGCAGCUCCACGUCUAACAUAAGUCUCUCCUCAGGAAUGGCCUCCAUGUUGUUUGCCAGCGGCAGCAUCAGCAGCCUUCACCAUGCAGACUUUGGUGACAUUGAAAUUCAGGGAAACAUCCAGUUUGCUGUGAACUACAUCCAGAAGCUUAGAGAAUUUCACAUCUUUGUGGUGCACUGCAGGGAGCUGGCCAUUGCCGACACCAAGAAGAACCGCUCUGACCCCUAUGUGAAAUGUUAUCUUCUCCCUGACAAAACAAAGUUGGGAAAGAGGAAAACCACUGUAAAAAAGAAAACUUUAAACCCCACCUACAAUGAAAUCCUCCGGUUCAAAGUAAUAAUGGAGGUGUUGAAAACUCAGAAUUUAAACAUCUCUGUGUGGCACAACGACACUUUUGGACAGAACAGCUUCCUGGGAGAGGUGGAACUGGACUUGUCAGAGUGGGACUUCAGCAACACACAGAUAAAUGAAUACACAUUAAAAACCAGGGUGUCAGCACAAACCUCAGCUCUGUCUUCCUCACAUCUGAUGGAUGGCAGAGGAUUAAUGAAAGUUGCCCUGAGAUUUCUGCCACAGACAACCAACAGUAAGAGAACAUCUAGGAUGGCGACUGGUGAGGUGCAGAUUUGGGUGAAAGACUGCAAGAAUCUCCCUUCAGUCAGAGGAGAAAUAAUCAACCCAUUUGUGAAAUGCACCGUACUUCCUGACACAAGCUGGAAAAGCCAUCAGAAGACCAGGGUGGUGAAGAGAACAGCCAACCCAAUGUUCAACCACACCAUGGUGUAUGAUGGCUUCCGAACAGAAGACCUCAGAGAAGCCUGUGUGGAGAUCACAGUGUGGGAUCACGAACGACUGAGCAGCCACUACAUAGGAGGCCUGAGGCUUGGACUAGGGACAGGAAAGAGUUAUGGGAUGGACGUGGUUUGGAUGGAUUCAACGACAGAUGAGGCAAAUUUAUGGCAGAGGAUGUUACAGUCUGAAGGUGAAUGGGUGGAGGAUGUUUUACCUCUGAGAAUGUUGAUGUUAGCAAAAAGCAUGUCAAUGUGAGACUGAAUAAAAUGUGUUGCUAAAUGAAUGGAAAUGUUAUAGGAGCACACUGCAUAUACAUCUGGCUGGAUGUACAUACACACUAUACCUUAAUGAGCAACUUGUAUGUAUCUGUAUAACUGAUGAUCAUUGUAUGAUACAUUAAUGCACAAUCUAAUGUGGCAGAGGAUACAGUCUAACUUAUAAAACAUAAUCGUUUUAAUCUGAAUAUUUGAUCUGAGCAGUUAUUAUAAUCCCGUUCUGAUUACUGCA
This is a messenger RNA of Seriola dumerili (greater amberjack), 2351 nucleotides long. RefSeq names its product synaptotagmin like 2 (gene sytl2a). Gene Ontology annotation, cellular component: plasma membrane; exocytic vesicle. Gene Ontology annotation, biological process: exocytosis; intracellular protein transport. The record is from RefSeq and is a predicted model, not a curated record. NCBI's taxonomy places the organism in Eukaryota, Metazoa, Chordata, Actinopteri, Carangiformes, Carangidae. Gene Ontology annotation, molecular function: neurexin family protein binding; small GTPase binding. The transcript is spliced from 15 exons. The coding region runs from base 276 to 2099 and encodes 607 amino acids.